AUGACUUCAGCUCCACUCACCUACCUUCCUGCUCUAGACAUCUUAAGCAGAGUUUGCCCGAGCAAAAUCUGCUUGAAGCUCUGUCCUGCUUCUCUGAUACCUUCGCUGCUCGUUGCCGAAAUGCGACCGAAAAGCCGCAUUGAUUUUGCGAUCGCGAUUAUCUGCGCCCUCCCUCUCGAGGCGGAAGCGGUCGAAGCCCUUUUUGAUGAAACCUACAAUCGGUUUGGGAAACACUACGGCAAACAACGGGGCGACGCGAAUGCAUACGUAAAUGGACGGAUUAGCAAGCACGAUGUGGUCCUGUGCUAUAUGCCUGGAAUGGGCAAGGGAAGUGCAGCCAGUGUUGCCUCCAGCCUGCUAGUCAGCUACACAGGCAUCAAGCUUGCUUUGGUGGUUGGUAUCUGUGGAGGCGCCCCACCGCCACCCAAAUAUCAAGAGAUAUUCCUUGGCGAUGUGAUCAUCAGUGACUCGGUGAUCGAAUAUGACUUUGGCAGACAGUACCCUGGUGGGUUUCAACCGAAGACUGGUCUGAAGGACACGCUAGGUAGGCUUAGUCGAGAAAUUCGGGCUCUUCUAAAUGGCCUUCGCGCCGAGAAUGCCCGCAGUGAACUCCAGGAUCAGACACAACAGUAUCUUCACUCCCUUCAACAGACAGGGACCAAGUGGUGUCAUCCCAGGGUCCGUGAUGUCCUUUUCCAGGCCUCUUAUCCUCACAAGCAUUCUGACCAUGCUUCUCCUGCUGGGUGCUCCUGUUCUGGGAGUGACGUACCUGACCAAAUUUGCGAAGAGGCAUUAGGCAAGGAGUGCGACGAGCUGGAGUGCGACCAAGGUCAACAAGUCCGAUGUCGAGAGAUUUCGGACGCCAUCCAGACCUCCAUAUAUAUUGGACCCGUUGCCUCUGCCGACACGGUGGUGAAGUCUGGACAGCAUCGUGAUGAGAUUGUCAAAAGAGAGAAGGUCAUUGGGUUUGAGAUGGAGGGAACAGGGGUAUGGGACAAUGUUCCAUGUGUUAUUAUCAAGGGGGUAUGUGACUAUGCCGACAGCCACAAGAGCAAGGUGUGGCAGGCAUAUGCAGCAGCAACCGGAGCGUCGGUGGCAAAGGCUUUCUUGGAGUACUGGAUGCCGGCAAACCAUAAAGAUGCGAGCAACAAUCGGCACCUAAUGAUCCCAUUUGAGAAAAAUUUGCAUUUCGUGGGCCGCCAGGACGAGAUUAGGAAGAUAGAGGAUUUAGUCUCUAAGCCAGACGGACCGAGAAAGCUUGCUAUUACUGGAUUGGGGGGGGUGGGGAAGACCCAAAUUGCGCUGGAGCUAGCUUACCGUAUGCGAGACAGAGAGCCUGAAUGUUCGAUCUUCUGGAUCCCGUGCACCAGCUACGAGGCUGUUGAACAGGCUUGCAUGAGCAUUGCGCAACUGGUGGGGCUCCAUAAUGUGGAGCCAGCCGAGGUGAAAGAGCGGCUCCAGGCUUUCUUCAGCCAGACCGACGAGAAGUGGAUCCUUAUUUUCGACAAUGCAGAUGCAAUGGAUAUGUGGGUUACGGACAAACCCCCGGCACCACCACUCAAGAAUAUCAUCCCUCGGAGUGAGAAUGGCCAUGUACUCUUCACCUCGCGCAACCGCCAGCUUGCAUUGAAGCUGGCAGCAACAAACGUGAUCUCUGUUCCCGACGUGGAUCAGAAGACUGGCAAGGAGAUCUUCAGGAAACUACUAAUACAGAAAGAUCUACUUCGAGAUGAUCACGUGGCAGACGCACUCCUUGAGCAGCUUGCUUUUCUCCCUUUGGCAAUCAGCCAAGCCGCGGCUUACAUCAAUCAGAACGGCAUUUCCUUAGCAAGAUAUAUGUCAUUGCUGGGUGAACAGGAGGCAAGCACAAUAGAACUGCUUAGCGAGGAGUUUAAGGAUGACGGACGCUACGCAGAGAUCCAGAAUCCAGUGGCUACGACUUGGCUGGUCUCCUUCAUGCAAAUCCAGCGGGUGGAUCAAACAGCAAGCGACUAUCUGUCGUUCAUGGCUUGUAUUAACCCACGGGAUAUACCAGAGUCGAUUCUGCCGGCCACAGCUUCGGCAAAAAGAAAAGUGGAAGCAUUAGGUCUUCUCAAAGCAUAUUCCUUUGUAAGCGCACAGGUUGAUGACAGCAUUUUUAGUCUUCAUCGACUGGUGCAUCUUGCCACUCGAAACUGGCUUAGAAAAACAGAGAAUCUUGAGAGUUGGGUAGAAAAAGCAGCCGACCAGUUGGACAAGAUUUUUCCAAAUAGCAACCAUGACAAUCGACAAAAGUGGAGGGAAUGCCUAUCUCAUGCACUGUAUCUGGCGAACAGCGCAGAAUUCCAGGCACACCAGGACAACUACCAUGACUUUCUUGCAAGAAUAGGAGACUGCCUGCAGAGUGAUGGAAGAUAUAGCGAGGCAGAGAUUGUAUUUCGAAACGUCCUAGAGAUGCUAGAAAGACCCUGCGCACCUGAGCAUCCUAAUACUCUUACCAGUGUCAGCCAACUGGGUUGGGUACUUGCGCGACAGGGCAAGUAUGAGGAGGCAGAGGCCAUGCACCGACAAGCACUCCAAGGUCGUGAGCAGAUCCUUGGUCCCGAGCAUCCUGAUACUCUUACCAGUGUCAGCCAACUGGGUUGGGUGCUUGAUAACCAGGGCAAGUAUGAGGAGGCAGAGGCCAUGCACCGACAAGCACUCCAAGGUUAUGAGCAGGUCCUUGGUCCUAAGCAUCCUGAUACUCUUACCAGUGUUAGCAAUCUUGGUUCAGUACUUGAUAACCAGGGCAAGUAUGAGGAGGCAGAGGCUAUACACCGACAAGCACUCCAAGGUCGUGAGCAGAUCCUUGGUCCCGAGCAUCCUGAUACUCUUACCAGUGUCAGCCAACU
Aspergillus affinis is the source of this 2870-nucleotide messenger RNA. RefSeq lists its product as uncharacterized. The annotation marks the transcript as partial. Lineage: Eukaryota; Fungi; Ascomycota; Eurotiomycetes; Eurotiales; Aspergillaceae. Gene Ontology annotation, molecular function: ATP hydrolysis activity; protein binding. The transcript has 2 exons. The record is from RefSeq and is a predicted model, not a curated record. Gene Ontology annotation, biological process: nucleoside metabolic process.